AUGGAAUGUAUUCUUCUUGUUACUUCUUAUCCUAAUUUAACUGAAUUAAAAAUUUUUAAUUGUCAACGUGAUAAUUCAUUAGAUUAUUUUACAGAAUAUUUGAACAUUAUCGAAACAUCAAUUUGUGCAUAUCCAGAUUUAUCAAUUCGUUAUUUAUCAUCAAAUAUAUUUUCUUCAUCAAUUCUUACUUAUUUAUCAAUUAAUGUUGGAACAUUAACUGAUUGUAUUUAUUUACUUGAUGGUCGUCUUAAACAAUUAAAUACAUUUAUUAUUAGAAUUUAUCAAAUGGAUUUAGAUUCAUCUAUUGUUCAUAACUUAGAUGAUUUACCUAAUUUAAAGUGUUUCUCAUUAAUACAUUAUGGUUUAAUUGAAGAAUAUAAUAAUAUAAAUAAAUAUCUUUUACAUCGUAUGUUAUACUUGGAAAAACUAACAUUAUAUUUACGUAUCGCUUGUCAACCUGUAUUUAUUGAUCCGAUUUCUAUUAUAAAUCAAUUUUCUAUGCAUAUGUCACAACUUAAUUCAUUUAAGUUUUAUCUUAAAAGUACUGAGAACAAUAGAAAUGUAAUGGUUCGUUAUUUGUCAAAUAAUAAUAUAAAACGAUAUAAUAAUAAUAAAGAAUAUAAAGACCUAUCGGAUAUUAUUUGUUAUACUUCUAACAUAGCUACAUAUCAUAUAUUUACUCUUCCAUUUGAGUUUGCUGUACUCAUGUCAAUUGGAAAUAUAUAUAUGUAUUCUGGAUAUGUUCAAAAAAUAAAAUAA
This is a messenger RNA of Rotaria sordida, 759 nucleotides long. The record is from the annotation of a GenBank genome assembly. Lineage: Eukaryota; Metazoa; Rotifera; Eurotatoria; Philodinida; Philodinidae.